Effrenium voratum is the source of this 3297-nucleotide messenger RNA. The record is from the annotation of a GenBank genome assembly. NCBI's taxonomy places the organism in Eukaryota, Dinophyceae, Suessiales, Symbiodiniaceae.
AUGAGCGCUCCCGAUGCCCUCUUCUGUCAUCGCUGCGGCCAGGAUUGCCAGGAUUCCGGCGUGGACUUCAAUGAGGCGCCGCCGGCUGGGAUGCUGAAGCUUGCCUCAGAGAACACUGGCAAAGGCUCCAGCUGCAGUGAGCUGGAUCCUUCUGCCGCCAAGGAGGUCACAACGAAAGAGCUCGGGAUCAGUGGUGCUAAGUCGGAUGGAGCAGUUGCAAAGCAAGGCUUCCUCCACGAGCUCUCAGAUCAAAUUGCAGCAGCUCUUCGCAAUCAUGCAGCCUCACUGCACAGGCAGCUGGAGACACUGCUGGUGGAGCAAGAGCUGCUCGCCAGGAAAGCUGAGGAAAAGAUAGAGUUCAUGGUGCGUGCAGCAAUGGAUGCCCCCGGCCCAAGCAAUGCCAUGGACUUCGGAGGCCUUCCAGGUGAGGUCUGGCAUGAGCCCACAGUGGAGCCAGCCAUCGAGCCAGUCACUCCACCAGCCGCCAUCGAGCCGAUCGCGCCACCCCGCGAUGAGUUUGUUUCGCUGACGACUGGCAAGGAUGUAUUGGGGACGUGCGAUGGAGGGCUUUCGCUCAAUGAUUCGGCUUCGGCCAUCCUCGCUGCGAUCCCUUCCAUGCUCCAGUCUUCUUUGCACGAACAAGAGCAGUGGCACAGCAGCUGCUUGCAGAAUUGGACAUCCCGACAAGAUGCGCGGAGAGAGCAGGCCUGCGAUUUGCUGGGAAGUCUACUUCGGAAGGAAGUGCCGCUGAGGCGAAGUGCUAGCAGCGAAAAAGGUCUCAGCCGCUUCGGCAGUGGCGAUACGUUGCCCAGUGCCGACAUCACAGAGGUGCCAAUGUCGCCAUCUCCACAGGCAAAGUGCCCAAAUCCUUUGUCCACGCUGGAGUCGACCACCUUUGAAGUCGCCACAACGCUUCAGCUGCAUACGCCAACAUCACCAGCGCCUCCCAAGCGGUCGUGGUUCCCAGUGUUGGAUCCCCCAAACUGCCGGCGAAGCGGUUUCCUCCUCUUGGAGGACUCCAGCCACUACCUACUUGGACGCAUCAUCUCCGGCUUCAUGUUCACCGUUAUCAUGGUGAGCACGGUCUCCUUCGUCGUGGAGACUUUGCCGUCGAUGCAGGAGCGGCCAGGCGAGUGUGCCGAGCUGUUAGCUGCAGGGGAGGCGCUCACUGUGGAGGCUUGCGAGCCAGUUCCAUGGGCAAUCUUCUCAACCUUGGAGGCCAUAUGUAUUGUUAUUUUUACACUGGAAUAUGUGUUAAGACUCUCGCUUUGUCACACUGACGCACGAUAUGGGAGUAGCUACUUGUCGCGGACAUUUCACUAUGCAAUUCAACCUUUGAACGUCAUAGAUGUCGUUGCCGUUCUCCCUUUCUACUUGAAGCUGUCACUGGAAUGGAGCAACAUCGGUGUCCUGAGCAUGCUGCGCUUGAUGCGAGUAUGCCGGCUGCUGAAGCUGGCCAAGCAUCACAAAGGCAUCAUGAUUUGCUGGGAGGCCUUGGUUCAUAGUGGCCUACCUUUGGCCCUUCUCUUCUUCUAUGAUGUGCUCUUUGGAAUCAUCUUUGCGACCAUCAUGCACACGCUGGAAGGCAGCACCUAUUCGGUGGCACCGGAGUUCACGGACCCUUACCUACAUGCGAGAACAGGCAAGCAAAUGCCGCCCAAAUAUCCUACAGGUGUCUUUGUGCGCCCGGAUAUUCGGAAUGCCGGGGUUGAGCCAUCGCCCUUCUUUUCGAUUCCAGCGGCUCUUUGGUGGGUCUUCACUACCACCACGACAGUGGGUUAUGGCGACUUCGCUCCUACGACCACAUUCGGACAGUGCCUGGGCGUGGUGGUAUUCUACUUUGGCAUCAUUCUGCUUGCCUUGCCGAUUGGUGUAGUAAGCUCAAAUUUCGAGCAUGCCUAUGAAAAGCAUCAGGGGACAAGACGGCGACGGCAAUCCUUCCUGACCGGGACGCUCUCAACGUCCGACCAGCGUCGGGUGAGCAUGAGAGCCUCCGGUGACAUGGCUUGGCUGCCGCCCAGUAAGAGCAGCUGCCGAAGAGGCUGCUUCAUUGUGAUGAACGAUCCGAACUCGAGUGUUCUGGCCACGGGCCUAUCCUAUAUCAGCUUCGCCUUGAUUACUGUGACGACUGUCUCGUCGAUCCUGGAAUCUAUGCCAGUCUUCAGCUACACGCCUGAGGGCUGUCUAACCGUGGAGCUGAGCGUGGAGAUGUGCCAGCCACAGCCGGAUCCAAUUUUCGAGCAAAUCGAAGUUAUAGGCACCAUCUUCUUCACGGUGGAAUACGCAAUUCGCAUUUCGCUGGCCCAUGCCGCCACAGAGCAGGAGCUGGGCUUGAAAGAAGAUGCGAAUCAAAAGCCCUCUCAUUGUAGAAAGACGUUCAGGUAUGCACUGCAGCCGUUGAACGUCAUAGAUGUUGUCGCAGUGGUGCCCUUCUACUUGGAACGCAUCGGCUUGGGAGGAAGCAGCACUGCAGUGCUGCGAGUCCUGCGGCUGGUUCGAAUUUUCCGGGUUCUGAAGUCACCAAAGAUGCGGGCAUGUGUUGACAUGAUUCUUUGCAUAGUCAUUGAUGCUCUGCCUGGGAUAGCGUCGGUGUUCUCAUUGACUUGCCUGGUGUGCAUUAUGUUCGCUUCCUGCAUGUUCUACGCCGAAGGUACUUUGUACUCAGUGGACUACGAUCCGGAGGAAUUCCCCAUGGGCGUGUACAUCAGGCCAAGCAAAGAUGGAAGCGAGAUGGAGCCAACGCCGUUCCGGUCCAUCAGCCAUACUUUCUGGUGGUUUUUUGCCACUGCGACAACAGUUGGCUAUGGCGACUAUGUUCCCACCACAACAAUGGGAAAGAUCAUCGCUAUUUUUGUGUUUUACAUUGGCAUUGUCUUGGUUGCAAUCAAGCUGACAAUAGUUCAAGGCUCCUUCAGAAGACAUUACCCGCAACUUGGUCAAAGCAGCCCUGCUUGCAGUUACCUAGUGGGAUGUGCUGCUGGGCUUUGGGGGCUGAGCAAGAUCGCGUCCAAGGCUGUUCAUCAAAUCUCACCAGUAGCAAUUUGGUGCCGCUGCGAGGAGUGUCCGAACCACCAGUUGUCAGAAUCAUGUUAUGGGGCAGCGACGCUCACAAGCAGGCUCUCAGGAGUUCCGUCUGUCAGCCAAAGUUGCGUGGAGUUGGUCUUGGUGGCAAUUCAUCCAAGAGGUGUUUGCUAUUGUGCCUAUAGCCGUGUUUCUGAGCAUGGGCCAUUGGCGCCGGGCUGCGGUUCAGCGCACGUUUCAGUAGCUACCUCACGCCCAAGUCGUGAGCUCGCCUAG